Messenger RNA from Parathielavia appendiculata, 297 nucleotides. RefSeq lists its product as uncharacterized. The record is from RefSeq and is a predicted model, not a curated record. The transcript has a single exon. NCBI's taxonomy places the organism in Eukaryota, Fungi, Ascomycota, Sordariomycetes, Sordariales, Chaetomiaceae. The annotation marks the transcript as partial.
AUUCACUGCAAACUCGUCUCAACCACGUUCUCGGAACGCCCACAGUAUGAAGCGCUGUCCUAUGGUUGGGGCGUCGAACCACAGCCGGCUUUCCGGUUCAGAACGGUGAACGGCACCCAUGUUAAGGUUGACAGAGAUCUCUGGAACGCACUGAGCCACCUGCGCAGCCGGACGCAAUCUCAGGUGCUGUGGGUCGACGCUCUGUGCUUCAAUCAUUACGAUACCAACGAGAUGCACGGACAGAUUCCCCUCAUGCUCUUCAUUUACAGUCGCACCCGAGGCGUCCUCGUCUGGCUU